Molecule: messenger RNA, 7958 nt
Organism: Chelmon rostratus (copperband butterflyfish)
Lineage: Eukaryota; Metazoa; Chordata; Actinopteri; Chaetodontiformes; Chaetodontidae
Gene: tns2a
Product: tensin 2a
Exons: 28
Coding region: 110-5347 (1745 amino acids)
Biological process (GO): peptidyl-tyrosine dephosphorylation
Molecular function (GO): protein tyrosine phosphatase activity; protein binding
Source: RefSeq, a predicted model, not a curated record
CUGGAGCCUGUUUAGAGGACCGAGACGGAGAGAGAAGGAGGGAGGACAGAAGGAGAGAAGAGCGAGAGGAGGAGGAACAAGUCCCUGCGUCCAGGACCCGUCCACCUAUAUGGGUUGCGUCCUGAGUUCGGACUGGUGUGGGGAGGAAGAGGUCCAACCUGUGCCGGUGGUCAGAAACCCGUCUCUGAAGAGAAGGAGCCUGGAGAGGAGUGAGAGUGGCAGGAUGAGGCUGACAAAGGGGGGGAAGGGGGAGCCCCACGUCUUCAAGGAAAAGACCUUCAAGAAGAAGCGGCAGUGCAGCAUUUGUCGUCAGAACAUCGACAACGUCGGCUCCUUCUGCAGAGUAUGCAAGACAGCCACCCACAGAAAGUGUGAGGCCAAGGUGACCUCUGCAUGCAUCCCAGCUCCCUCCAAUGAUCUGCAGCGUAGAGGGACCGCUCCUUCUCGACACACCCAGCACCUGGGGUCCACCAAGUCUCUGACCUAUACCAAACAGAGAAACACCCUGCCGAGGAGCUUCAGUGUGGACCGCGUGAUGGAGAGGGUGAUGGAGCGCCACUAUGACUUCGAUCUGACCUACAUCACUGAGAGGAUCAUCUCCGUUUUCUUCCCCCCGAAGCUGGAGGAGCAGAGAUACCGUCUCAACCUGAAGGAGGUGGCUGCCAUGCUCAAGUCCAAACACCAGGACAAGUUUCUGCUCCUGAACCUCUCCGAGAGGCGCCACGACAUCUCCCGAAUAAAUCCAAAGGUUCAUGACUUUGGCUGGCCGGACCUCCACGCCCCACCACUGGAUAAGAUCUGUGCCAUAUGUAAGGCCAUGGAGACGUGGCUGACCUCUGACCCCCAGCACGUGGUGGUCCUGCACUGCAAGGGCAACAAAGGUAAAACAGGGGUGAUCAUUGCAGCCUACAUGCACUACAGCAAGAUCUCUGCAGGGGCGGACCAGGCUCUCAGUACUCUGGCCAUGAGGAAGUUCUGUGAAGAUAAGGUGUCCUCUUCCCUCCAGCCGUCCCAAAACAGGUAUAUCUAUUACUUUGGGGGGCUUCUGUCCGGGGCGAUCAAGAUGAACAGCAGCCCUCUCUUCCUCCACCAAGUUCUCAUCCCAUCACUCCCCAACUUCCAGGGUGAAGGAGGUUACUACCCCUUCUUGAAGAUCUACCAGUCCAUGCAGUUGGUCUACACUUCAGGCAUAUAUGACCUGCAAGGCACUGGAGGCAGGCGUCUGUGUGUGACCAUCGAACCGGCGCUGCUGCUGAAGGGUGACAUCAUGGUCAAGUGCUACCACAGGAGAGCCCAGAGUGCUGACAGAGACACUGUGUUCAGGUUACAGUUCCACACCUGCACCAUCCACGGAUCCCAGCUCUGGUUUGGCAAAGGGGAGUUGGAUGAAGCUUGUACAGAUGAGCGUUUUCCUUCUGACGCCACAGUUGAGUUUGUCUUCUCCUCCGGCCCUGAGAAAAUCAAAGGCCGCGAGUACCAGAAGAACGACCCGGCUGUCACAGUCGACUACAACACCGCUGACCCAGUGGUUCGCUGGGAUUCCUAUGAGAACUUUAACCAGCGAUACCAGGACAGCCUGGAGGAUAUUGCCCACACCAGAGGUCCUCUUGAUGGCAGUCUGUACGCUCAGAUAAAAAAACGCAGAGGACCCAGCUCUGGAUCUCUCACCUCGACCAAUGGCAGCAACCCAGCGGCAGGCCUCGCAGAAGAUAGGCCAGAUCAUCUCAUCGCCCAAGGCUCUGACUCUGCCCAUUCCAUCCACUUAAACCAAUCAUCCAUUCAUCCUGACCGCCAGGAGGAGCCCAUUCGCUUGCCGCCCCCAACCAGACAGGAGAGAGAGGAGCUCGAACGUCUUCUCGGAGGCAUAGAGGGAAACCAAGAUGGAGAGCGAGAAACUGCCAUCUUGGAUGAUGGAGAUUCUCUGCCCUCUGGGACGCUGAGGCUCAAUCGGUCCUGCUCCUGCCGGGAUGGUUACCGGUCCCAGCGCUGUGCCGAGCCCGGCUGUGACCGCACACUCCUCAUGCCUAAUGGCUACUGCCUCGAUCGGGCUCCUGGCACCAACGGGCACUACGGGGCAACCCCUUCUGCCAGCCCCAGCCCAGCUGCUCCUCCAUCACACAUGGAUCUGUGCCAGCACUACAGCCCCCACCCUCACCAGUCCCUCCCACCUCCAGACCUCGUGUGGGACCGCCAGAGCGGCCCCGCGCACUACCUACGCCGCUCCUGCUCGGAGGCUCCCUCAUCUCGCCAUAUCUGUCCAUACCCAUCACCAGACCUUACCCCUCACUCUCACAACCACCCGCAUCACCACCCUCUGUCUGCGCCGGGUCGCCUCUACUGUCGGGAAGACGACUACGGUCCCUACCACCACCCUCCUCCACCUCACGGUCACCACCAUCCCCACUCACACCACCCCAAACCCUCCACCAGCCCUACUUACCACGACAUAAUGCUAAUGGAUGGUCUGCCACCCCCUGGCUGCCCUUGCAGAGACUGCAGCAUCAGGAGAGAAGAGUCGGCAGCUUAUCACAGCCUGAGGCUGGACCGCAGCGACAGCUUCCACUGGGACAGAGAGACGGAGCUUCAGCAGAGGGAGGUGGGGCUUAGGAGAGCCAGGGAGGCGGAGUUACCCAGAGGCUCAGAGCUCCACUGGGAGAGGGAUCCUGGGCUGAGACGAGGCAGAGAGUUGUCCCUCCACUGGGAGAGAGACAGGGAGGCUGAGCUGCAGUGGGAGAGGGACAGAGAGGCUGAAUAUUGGCACAGGAGGGCCACCGUAGCCUCCUACGGCCCACAGGGUCACGAUCUUCCAGCCUUCACAUUUGACCCCUUGCCAUCAGGUCACCCGGCUUAUCCAGAGGCGUCAAGGUCCCACGCUCAUUCCCACCUGGACCUGAAGUACAGCAGCAGCAGCAGCGGUUACCAAACCCCCCGCCAGGUGUGCCCCUGCUCACCUUACCAGCCCUCGCCGUCUGAAAGCAGGGGCUACGCCUCAGGCUACCAGUCCGAGUCCACGUCCCCACUGCCUCCGGCUUCCUCCAUGACUGGGUCCUGUGGCCAUAGCAACGGGCCAGCAGAGCAUAACCAUAACCACCACCACCCCCAUCCAGACUCCCAGCAGUCAUAUGGCUCUGACUCACACACUGAUGGCCUACGGAGCUCUGGUGAAAGUGUGGGCUGGAGGGAUCACAUUGCCCAUGGUUCCUUCAGGAGGGUCCACAGAGAUGGACAUGCAGCGUGCUCCACACCGUCUGACAUGUCUGGACCACCCACUCCUGUCCACACCAGUAGCCCUCUACGCACACAGGAAAGCCCAAGUCCAGGAGGGAGAGAGUAUGAGAUCCGGACCACAGACAUCAUCGGCAGUGACUACGAGGCCUCCCAGCCCCAGGGAGGACAUUGUCGUGCUGAUAUGAUUGUCCAGGAGUCCCCGGAAAACCAAAGAAGCAGCGCAGAGCCAUCAUCCCCCACACAGGCCAUCAAAGACACACAGUCACACACAACCACACCUACACAAAGAGAACCCCACAACCACUGCACUGCACCAACAGACCCACCACCCACCACCCAACAGCAGCACUGUAGUCCAGAUACACCAUCAGCUUCGACAACGCAGAACACCUCAUCUUUUGACUCUGCAACACCAACCACAUCAAACAGGGCACUCUGCCAGGCCCCUUCAUCCCCUAUCCAUACUUCACCUGCACCAGAUACACACUCCCAUCCUGGCCCCCUCUCUCUCCAGAGCCCCCACCCUUCAGAGGCUGCAGCUGUGCCUUCCACUGUGGCUCAGGCAGUGUCCCAGCCUCAGAGCCAGACUCAAACCCAAGCCUCUGGAUUGACAAGACUGACCCCAGCACAGGUCAUCGCAUCUUCUCCAACCAGGGAACCACACCCAGAAACACCAAAGCCCAUCACCCCUACCCUGAACACUACAUCUGCCCCUGCAUCUCCAACCACAGCUUCGUCAUCGUCCCCCCAGCACAUCCCCAGUAGUAUGGAGGGCUCCCCAGUCUCAGAUGCCCCAGUUCCUGGCUUUGCCACUUUGGGUAGGAGGUUGAUGUUGGGUGGGUCUGACCCUCACCAUCCGAACCACAUCCAGCAGCAGGGACCCCAACACCACCACUACCCAGGCAUGGAGCACAGUGUUGCCGGACACAGUCCUGCUCUGGACACUAACAAGAGGCCCUGCUACUCAGCUCACACUCCUCAGAGUCACCCGUCUUCCUACUCCAACUGUUCCACCAUCUCCAUCCCCCUUCCUCACCCCCAGCCGCCUUUGCCAGAGAAGCGCCACCCACCCACCCAGUCAAGUUCACCUAAUGAUGGGAUGGGAACUCUGAGGCCAGCGGUGGGCCAUGUGCCUCCCUCCACUACCAGUACCGGUCAGCAUCAGCACCAUGUCACAUUCUCUCCCACCGUGGGUGAAAUUGCACCCCCUGUAGGCCAAAAUGAUGCCGAGUCAUCUGUGGAGGCUGAGAAUGGGAAUAGGGUCAGUGUGAAGUUUGUUCAGGACAGCUCAAGGUUCUGGUACAAGCCCGGCAUCUCCAGAGAGCAAGCAAUCGCAGCUCUGAAGGAGAGAGAGCCAGGAACCUUCUUGAUCAGGGACAGUAACUCUUUCCAGGGGGCCUAUGGCCUGGCCCUGAAGGUGGCUACACCUCCUCCCAAUGUCAACAACCACAACAGCAAGGUGGGCGACCCCCUGGAACAGCUGGUCAGACACUUCCUGAUAGAAACAGGCCCCCGAGGAGUCAAGAUUAAAGGAUGUCAGAAUGAGCCCUACUUUGGGAGUCUCUCUGCAUUGGUCUACCAGCACUCCAUCACGCCCAUCUCUUUGCCCUGCACUCUGAAGAUCCCAGAAAAAGAUCUGAUAGGGGAGAUGCCCGAGGUUCAACCAGUGAGUAACAUCAGCACCGCUGCUGACCUGCUGAAACAAGGAGCAGCCUGUAACGUCCUCUACCUGAACUCUGUGGAAACAGAGUCUCUGACCGGCCCCCAGGCCAUCGCCAAGGCAACAGAUGCUUCCCUGGGUCGUAACCCGCGUCCCACCGCCACUGUAGUCCAGUUCAAGGUGACAUCGCAGGGCAUCACACUGACCGACAGCCAGCGCAGGGUUUUCUUCAGGAGACAUUACCCGGUCAACAGUGUAACUUUCAGCAGCAUCGACCCAAAGGACAGGAGGUGGACUAACUCAGACAACACCACUGUUAAGGUUUUUGGUUUCGUAGCUAAGAAGCCGGGCAGCCUGGCAGAGAACGUCUGCCACCUGUUUGCCGAGCUGGACCCCGAACAACCUGCCUCCGCCAUCGUCAACUUCAUCAACAAGGUCAUGUUGUCGUCGCGCCGAUAGAGGGAGCCAAAGACAGGGAGCCAAACUCAGACAAGCAGUGAUGUGCAGCAUAUAGUAGUGACGAGGCUUUUGUUGCACAGUAAUGGCCUAGUGCCAGUGCUUGUGUUCUCUGAAUUUGGGCUGUGACACAUCAUUUGAUGUGACAAAGAGUUUCUUUUUUUUUGUUUUUUUUUUUGAAGACAUUUUAAAGGCAAUUUAAAAUCUCAGUCCACAUUCCCUACUGAUGGUUUAUAUUUGUUCAGUUUCCACUCUCGGACAACACAGUACGCUUCAGUUCUCUAACAUAGUCACAUUUUGUCGGAUGGAGAAUCAAAACACAAAACAAAGCCCCGAUGUGUUGUGUUACAACUCCACCGAGGAGGGGGAGGCUUCACAGGACACUUGUGGCCUUCCAAGACAGCAGAAUCUUCUCCAUCUACCAGGGGCCUGUAUCAUGAAGAAGGGUCACUGCGUCGUCCAGCUAUCUCUGGGCAAAACUCAGGUUUUCUGGUGUCAUGAAGCUGGCUCACUUUUAAGCAGGGUAAAUCACCAUGGUAACCUGCUCCAGAGCAGGAUCAGGGCAGAUGAUCACAUCAAAACCUGUGAGCAUGGAGCCAUAAUUGCUACAGGAUGCUGACAUGGACAAAAAGUACUGAGUUGAUAAUAAAGUGACAUGCACAGUCACUUUGCCUACUAUGAUAGUUGUGACAAUGUCAGUCAUGAGAUAGAAGAAAGAUUUUUGUGUCCACUCGGGACUUUUAACCCACAGAGACAUUGACGGGCUAACAAAUGACAAAGAUCAUUUACAUACUAUCUGUUCUUUGUGGAUGAUCUAUUUAUUGUCCAGACUCAUUGCAGAAUAGCCCGGAAACACAUUAUCACAGCUUCUUACUGGGAGUAACGGGAUCUGUUUCACUGAUUCGAGAUGUGCCAGGCUCAGAUGGAAAACAGGUGAUGUCAGGUAGGGCCGUGCACCAAUCAGGAUUGAGCAACAUUUGAGUCUGAUGACUGUCGGUGGGCUAUUUGUGAGUCGUGAGUGUAAACCGAACACACACAGGUAGACCAGACGUUUUGACUGUUAAACUCUUUGUUUUUUUAAACUUUGAUUGCUGCUUUAGUCUUGAAUAUUUAAUGUCAUAGAGAAAUACAACUUUCAGCCCAGUUUUUAGCCACUCACAGUCCUGAUGGUGCGACUGGUUGGUUGUGAUUAAGAACUUUGCCUCUUCCACUGGAACUGUCAUGGCUGGAUUAGAAAACCAGCUGAGCCAGUUAGUAACCAGCUUCAUGGUCCCGGUUGUCCAGGAUCACAGACGUUAGGCUCAGUGAAGCCGGGUGGUUCAAAGAGCGGCAGACUUUGUUGGUUUCAUGAUACAGGCCCCUGGUUAAAUGACUGUUACGUACAGCUGAGUGUUACAACGAUAGAAGAGCUAAAAGCAGCUUUGAGGACACACACAGACGGUCUGUGGAGUGGUUACAAAGAGGAUCUUUCGUUGCACUGUUUUUGGGCAACAAAGCCCAAAUAAUGUUCAGCCUUUUAAAACAGCAGGUGUUUAUGUUGUUUAUUGUUACAAAAUCCUUCAUUUGUCUUUGUAGAAAGUGACCAAAGGCCUGAGGAUGUAAUUCAGUUUCUAUACCUACAGAUGUUCAGGUAUUCAGAUGUGUGUACAGCAUAUUUAGCCACUCUUGCCUUCAACCCCACAACAGCACUUUUCCAAGUGUGACACAUUUAAUCAUAAUCGACAAUCGUGCUCUUUUCCACUCACGUACACUUAAAACCGGAGCGAGAGAGACAUAACUGAUGAAAGUAAACAUGAACGUGAGGUUUUUAACUUUUACUAAGUGUGUGUGCGAGGGGGUGGCGUGCGUGUGUUGAGGGUUUUUGCGUGUCGAGGGUAUUUGGGUAAACAUGUUGGGUAUUGUUACGUCCACUUUAAAAGAAACGUAUGUGCAACGGGGAAAAAGCUCGCGGGGGAUGGACGUACAGUGUUGAAUCGCACCGUUGCCGUGAAAUGUUUGGUGUUCAUUCACUGUUUCACACCUUGUGACCAAAUUCAUUCAAAAACUUGUUCACACACAUAUUAAGUUAAUAAGGACACACAGGUUAACACAUUGAAGCAAGGCGGUGGCCAACAGGCAGACGUACUUAACCAAAGACGAAGCACUCUUGUAUUAAUAAGCUUUUUAUCCAGCUAUAUUUUUGUACUUAUUGCUUCUUGUAUUUUUACUAUGCGUUCAUUUAGUGUGUUGCCUUGUUUGGUAAAAACCAAGAAAAACACUACUUGUAUUACAGCGUUAAUAUAUUGUGGUCUGUUUUCUUGUUGAUCUCUAUAUUAUGUAGUAAUAUAUUUUCACAUGCAGCUAUAGGACAGCGUAUGAGACAUAAAAAAGGAAACAUUGUUUGAAAAGGAAAUUAUGCUAUUUUGUAUGCAAAAAAAAAAAAAUGAAGAAUAGAAUUAAAGUGACAUGAUGUGGUACCUAAAGUGCUCUCGGGUCAGUGGUUAUUUUGGAUUCACGCUCAAACGGCUACAGCUAAUGAUUAUUUUCACUACCAAUAAUCUGCUGAUUAUUUUCUCUACAUGACCUUCAGUUUACUAUGAAAUAAAGAAGCAAGUCCUCACAUUUUACAAAGGAU